CGCGCACGCUUGUAUUUACCAGAGUGAUGGGAGGAUGUUUGGUUAUAGCGCACUUCUUCAUCCGCAGCAGAAUAAAAGAAUAUAGCGGCAAAGAAAACGAGAGUGGAUGUACAAGGGGCUUUUCGUUUUGUAUUCGACAGGUCGUUUUCUUAAUGAAUAUUUAAAUGGCUUGGAAAUGGAGAUAGCUUUGGUGAGCUUUGACAAGCGGGGUGAUGGAGGCAGUGAUGGAGAACCAUAUCAAAACCAAAACUCCCUGGAUCAUCCACGCUUGGUCCACAACAAAGAACUCUACUCGAGAAGUCCACAGCAGAGCUCGUGGAAAAUGAACGACAUGAACAACACAAUGAUGGGCUGCACUGAGAACACGGUGGAUUAUUACAGUCCCCAUUUGUUUGAAGAGGACAUUAUGGAUAUGGACCAUGAGAACAACGAACGGGUUCUUAUCAAUAUCGCCGGCCUGAGGUUCGAGACGCAGCUGGGCACUCUGAACCAGUUUCCCGACACUUUACUGGGAGACCCGGACAAGAGAAUCAAGUAUUUCGACCCGCUCAGGAACGAGUAUUUCUUUGACCGCAACAGACCGAGUUUUGACGGAAUUCUCUAUUUCUAUCAGUCUGGCGGGAAAAUCCGGCGACCCGUUAACGUGUCCAUCGACGUGUUUGCCGACGAGAUCCGCUUUUAUCAGCUGGGAGAAGAAGCGAUGGACCGUUUCCGCGAGGAUGAGGGCUUUAUCAAAGAAGAAGAGAAGCCGUUGCCACAGAACGAGUUUCAGAAACAGGUGUGGCUCAUCUUUGAGUACCCGGAGAGCUCCAGUCCUGCGCGAGGCAUAGCUAUCGUCUCCGUCCUCGUCAUCACCAUCUCCAUCAUAACGUUCUGUCUGGAAACUUUACCCGAGUUCCGCGACGAGCGCGAGCUUCCGGUGACGAGUCGCGCGGUCAAUGCGACUCAAGAGCGUCCGUCGCUCACCUUCAGCGACCCGUUCUUCAUCAUUGAAACCACCUGUGUGAUUUGGUUCACCUUUGAGCUCUUCGUGCGCUUCUUUGCCUGUCCUAGUAAGUCUGAAUUCUCCAAAACCAUCAUGAACAUCAUUGACAUUAUGUCUAUCAUGCCUUACUUCAUCACCUUGGUCACAGAGCUGGCGGAGCAGCAGGGCCAGGAGCACAAUAACGGCCAGCAGGCCAUGUCUCUGGCCAUCCUGAGGGUCAUUCGUUUGGUUCGGGUGUUUCGUAUAUUUAAGCUCUCUAGACACUCAAAGGGGCUUCAGAUCUUGGGCCAGACUUUAAAAGCCAGCAUGCGAGAGCUGGGCCUCUUGAUCUUCUUUCUUUUCAUUGGUGUCAUAUUAUUCUCCAGUGCGGUCUUCUUCGCCGAGGCAGACGAACCCGAGUCUCACUUCUCCAGCAUCCCAGACGCCUUCUGGUGGGCUGUGGUGACCAUGACCACAGUCGGAUAUGGUGACAUGAGACCGGUGACCGUGGGGGGCAAGAUCGUGGGCUCGCUGUGUGCCAUCGCAGGGGUGCUGACCAUCGCGUUACCGGUGCCGGUCAUUGUGUCUAACUUCAACUAUUUCUACCACAGAGAAACCGACCAAGACCAGGCGUCUCUCAGAGAGGAGCCAAAUAAUGGUGGGCCUUUAAACCAAUGUGACGAUCUCCAUGGACUGAGGAAAUCAUCAACCUCUAAUUCAAAAGAUAGAGAGUAUAAUGAAGAAACAAACAUUCCAGUUGAGAAGACUAACAUGAAAGCUAACAGCAGGAUGGAUAUUAAACGCUCCCUUUAUACGUUUUGCUUGGACACUAGAGAAACUGACCUCUAGUUCGCCCACCUCUACUCGAUUGCCCAUCUUUGUUUCCAGCUUAAACUGUUUCUAUCUCAGGGAGACUGUCCAGGAGUAAGGCAUCUCUCAGAGAAGAGCACAGUGGUGGCCUUUCCAGCCCAUGUGAUGAACUUCAUGUGUUAAAGAAAUCCUCAAACGCAAGAGAUGGAGAACACUGUGUGGAAGAAGCAUCAUAAACGGGAUAUUAAAUGCUUCCAAGAAACAUCCAUAUCCAUGAAUUUAAUGCACCCAAAUUCUGGAUGAUCCAAUGAUCAUCGCACUGUUGAAAUCCUGGAAAGUUGCAGUUAUUUUAAUCUGUUAAUCUUCCGGGCAUCAGCAGCGUUUAAGCUUUACUUUUAAAAUUUCUUAUUCAGAAACACAAAAUUAUGCCAUUUUUUUUUUAUUAUUAUGUAAAAUAUUAAGUACUGCUGCUAUGAAUACAUGUUCAGUGUUGCCCAGUGAUUCAAGUGAAAAGCCAAAAUAAGUUUCUUCUUUUAAAACACGCUACUUAAAACAAAUGUACAUAUUUUUGUAAAAUAAUUGUUUGGUCUUUAGGGUCUCAAUCACUUUUGUAAUUAAUACUGUAUGUGUGGUUUGUGGCUAUCAGUAUUUUAUAGCAAUAUUUUUCCACUCUCAAAUUUAAAAGUCAAUGGCAAUAUGAAAUCCAGGGAGCACUUCACGUGAGAAAAGGACGUGUUUGCUUAUGAAUUCACCAAAACCUGUUUUCCUGAAGUUUGAUGCAAAAAGGAUUCAAGCAGAAAUGAUGGUGUACAGGAGAAAAAAACCCAACAAAUGACUGAACCAUGAUGAUCUACUGGAAACAGAGGAGAACUUCAAGAUGAUCCAGUGAUCCAUUUUCAUAUGAGAUCCCAGAAGAGGAGCCAUAAUCAUGACACCAGAAUCUUCAGACCUUCUGAAAACCUCUGCAGAAACCUGUGCCUUCAAACCCUGUGUAUUCAUCAUUUUUGUAUGGGACCAGCAUAUGAUAACUUCUGACAGACACCUUUAUGAACUGAACAGGUAAAAGUAAAAGUGGUAAAGGUGGUUUUUGAAGCCAUGGAGUUUGUGUAGAACAAACAUUUCUAAGAGGGAAUUAAUCCCACUCUGUGCAAUAUUAGCCUGUUUUGGAGUGACGUUCAUGUGUACGUUGAUUUUGGAUAACUAUGUUCAGUUUUUUUUUAAGCUCUUUUCCUGAUAUAUAUUUUUCUAAAACAGUAUUAUUCUCCAACAAAACAGACACCUAUGAACACUGCAAGAUUAGUGUUAGUAUUAACAAUAAUAUUGUUAGGCAAAGAAAAUCCCCCCUUUCUUAGACAGGGGAAAAGCCAUAGUACCUCUCAUCAACAACAGUGAUGGUGUUUAGAAUCACAUUUGCUGAAAUUGUGUCACAUAUGUGUGCACAAUCAUUUUA
Messenger RNA from Carassius auratus (goldfish), 3224 nucleotides. Its product is annotated as potassium voltage-gated channel subfamily A member 1. Gene Ontology annotation, molecular function: protein binding; delayed rectifier potassium channel activity. The coding region runs from base 107 to 1813 and encodes 568 amino acids. The transcript has 2 exons. Lineage: Eukaryota; Metazoa; Chordata; Actinopteri; Cypriniformes; Cyprinidae. The record is from RefSeq and is a predicted model, not a curated record. Gene Ontology annotation, biological process: potassium ion transmembrane transport; action potential; protein homooligomerization. Gene Ontology annotation, cellular component: membrane; intercalated disc; voltage-gated potassium channel complex.